AUGUACGAGGUUUCGUGCGUGGCUGGUAACAAAGUAGACGCGGCAUACGCAGUCAAGAGCUUGUCCAACGUGAUACCUCCGGGUAUGGGGCACUCGGUGUCCGUUCAGCGCCACCAUGCGCACUCUCAGUCGUACAAACACAAACCUGAACCGCCCCCGGUCAGCAAACCGGACGCGAUCAAGUCUCACGUCAUGAGACUUUUGAAGCGAUCGAAGAGCCACACACCAGCUACUAGGGCGGCAGAGAACCAAGUAGACCCACGCACGUUCGAUCGCAGAACAGUGUUCUCCAAGCCGGUGUCUGAUGAGCAAAGGCGUCGGAGGAAUUCCUCGGAACGCCGACGCAGCGGUGACAAAAGAGUGAUGGUGACGAUUGUUGAUGGCCUGCCAGUUGUGGUCACUGGGCAGAAUCCACCUCCGCCUCAUCACCCGCCACCCGUGACGCACCACAGACAUUCGCAUAGAGAUAAGGUGAGUUUUUAUCUAUUGUAA
Molecule: messenger RNA, 492 nt
Organism: Pieris macdunnoughi
Lineage: Eukaryota; Metazoa; Arthropoda; Insecta; Lepidoptera; Pieridae
Source: the annotation of a GenBank genome assembly